Molecule: messenger RNA, 1047 nt
Organism: Caenorhabditis remanei
Lineage: Eukaryota; Metazoa; Nematoda; Chromadorea; Rhabditida; Rhabditidae
Exons: 3
Coding region: 1-1047 (348 amino acids)
Source: RefSeq, a predicted model, not a curated record
AUGCCUGCCGGUCUAACCUACCCCUGUCUAAAAGUUGUUAUAGAGUUUCUAGAUGCCAAUAAACGAACUCAUAUCACCAAUCGAUGUAACUCAUCAUUCAAAAAUGUGGAGCAGUUUAUCCCGUUUCGCGUUGACUACGUACAUCUACAAGAAAAAUGUAUUACGUUGAAUAAUAUAAAGUUUGAAAUUUCGCAAGACGAAAACCAAAUUGAGAUCAAGAAUCGUCUCAGGCGAGAUAAAAGAAGUGCACCACCACUCAAACUGAAAUAUUCGGAAGUCAGAUAUCAGAAUAUUGUCCCCGGACAAACAUUCAGUAGACCGAUUCCCGAUGAAUGGAAGCACUUCAAAUCGUUGUUUCGAGAAAUUAUUUCGAAAUUAUUGAGAGAAGAGAGAAAAAAUACUUUGUUGAACUAUUUUCAAAAUGAGUAUUGUUACCACUAUUUUGGCUUUCGCGGUCUUCAGUUCAAAUUCAAGGUUAGCAACUUGGAGUGCAAAGAUGUUCAGGAUAGCUUACAUCUUGUUAGUCCUUCCAGUGCUCCCAUGAACUACAUUGAAUGUUUUUAUCCGUCUACGAGAAAAUUUCGACACAAUUUGAUAGAUUCUGCCAAAAAGCUGGUCAUCAAUUACUGCGACUAUAACUCGGAAAGUACCUUUGAGCUAGACAAUUUUCCACUUCAUCCGAAUGCGGAUACGAUAUUUAAUAAAGGACAGAUCGAAUUCCCAGUGAUUCGAAGAAUUGUUUUGAACUUGAAGAACAAUGAGUACAAAGUUGGAGUUACACUAAAAAUGAAAGGGCUUCAAAUAUCAGUAAUGAAAAGAUUUAUGGAUUACGCAAAAGUUUGGUUAUCAGCAAAGGAAGUGAAAGUAGAUGCAAGUCUUGACGAAUCACUCAUCAACAACUACAGUGUUAUUCCAAGACAUAAAUCGACACAGAUUACAGCAAAGUCCCGGAUUGUGAUGUACGAUACUGUUGAAAAUGACGCAGACAAUCGAAAAACGGAUGACGAACGAACUCUGGUGUUGAAGAUUGUUCCCAUCGACCCAUAA